ACUGUUUUCGGAUACAAUUUUAAUAUGUAAGUUUUAUCUAUUUAUCUAUUUAUUUAUCUAACCUAUUUAACAAUUCAGCGUACAUUUUCAUGGAAAAACACUACGUUUAUAAAUUCCUUGUCAAAAUAUGAAUUGACGGCCAGGACGUCGAAAUCCUCUCAACAACAACUUCAGAAGCGGGCUGACAUGGAACAAGUAAGCAAAGGUUUGAUAUGGAUGGAGAGGGAACUUGACGUGAAGACGGAAGCCAACAUCAUGAAGGAAAAACUGCAUGCUGUCAGAGAGAAAUACCAGAAGGCGAAUUAUGCCGAAAUAAAGGGAAAUAACAAGUCAUUUAUCGAAUGGAAUGAGGAUCUAUUGUCUUUCUGUAAAGCUAACAGGAGGAAGUAUCAGAUGGAAAACAGGACAGAAAAGAUUGAUAGACAAAUAUUUGAACUACAAAUGAUAAUUUCUCAAAAGGAAGAGGAAAUUGAAAAACUACGUGACGAGUUAAAAGAAGAAAGAGACAACAAGGACCAUGCGCUGAAUAGGCUCGAUGAUCUGCUGAAACAUGGAAAUCCGGAAAUAUCUGACCUGAGUGAUGAGAACCGACCAACAAAUCUAGGUCAGAGGUUCAAACAGUUAUACGAGGAGGAGUGGACCGAUGCAUUUGAAUUUUUGACAGAAAAGAGGGAAACAGACCUACGUGUUGAUGAUCGCAGAGCCAUUGGAAUUCUAUAUGAAAUGUUAAAGCGUUGCGAGAAACUUUGUGAAAAGGAACAGGCUGCGCAACAUUUAGAACUUGCAACACUUGUGAGAGGUCCAUGCUUCUUCAAGGCCGAUGUACCAAAAAUACAAGAAAAAUACAGUGCGUUGUUUAUGGAGUUUUUCAAAGGUAUUGCAGACGAAACUCUCAAGUAUUUACCCAUGACGGACCUAGUAGUUGAAAUAAACAAGGAUGGCUACUUUCAACAUGAUAUUUUACAAAAUCCUGAGAUAAGAACAUAUCUACAGAAGUGUUUCAACAUAUGUUGGCUCAUGUUGGCGCAACACCCACCCAUGCUGAUGGACUUUGAAACCAAGUCUGGGCAUACUUUGGAUAUAAACGUGUUUGAGCCCUACAGCUCAAGGGGACCGAUAAUUUCUGAGGUUGUCUGGCCCCCAGUUUACUUACACAAAGGUGGACCGCUUGUUUGCAAAGGAUAUUCUGAAGGUUCGAAGAAGCAAUGACAUGUUUCAAAGAGAUAUUAAAAAUAACGUUGUAUUAAAAGGUUGUUAUAUUUUUGUGUGUGUAGCAUUUAAGAUGGUUUUGAACUUUA
Molecule: messenger RNA, 1298 nt
Organism: Ruditapes philippinarum (Manila clam)
Lineage: Eukaryota; Metazoa; Mollusca; Bivalvia; Venerida; Veneridae
Product: hyaluronan-mediated motility receptor-like
Exons: 7
Coding region: 187-1209 (340 amino acids)
Source: RefSeq, a predicted model, not a curated record